Saccostrea cuccullata (small rock oyster) is the source of this 747-nucleotide messenger RNA. RefSeq lists its product as uncharacterized. Lineage: Eukaryota; Metazoa; Mollusca; Bivalvia; Ostreida; Ostreidae. The record is from RefSeq and is a predicted model, not a curated record. Bases 3 to 512 code for a protein of 169 amino acids. The transcript has 2 exons.
AUAUGAAUGUCUCUGUUUAUUCUAAAGAAAAUUGCUACUUAGCUACAGCAACGCCAUUUGAGAAGCUAACAGUCCCAGUCUAUGCUUUUGUCAUAGCUAUGGGAAUCUUUUUAUUCAUUAUAAUGAUGAUUCUUGUGGGUUGUCGAUGUCGUUUAGCAUCAACCAAUAAGGAACAAAGAAAGAAUGAGAACCCCGACAAAUCCUGUCAUAAAAGACCGACUGGGACAGGCCUGGUUACCCCAAAAACAAAUCAGUCAAACAUUGAAAAUGAAAACAACAUGCUUUCGGAAGGACAAACUAUUUGUAAAAAUGAAUAUACGUGUAUAACAGAAUUAGAUGAAAUAAUGUCGAAACAAAAUUCUCAUUUAAGUGAAAAUAUUUACCAACGCCUGGAUGAAAAAGAAACACAUUUGUACGAAUGCCUGGGUGAAGACAACAAUCGUUUUUAUGAAGGCCUCAGCAAAGACGAACCUCAUUUUUACGAGCAACUUCCUCGAAAAGGGUGCAUUUAAAUGUAUAUUUAAAAGCAUAUGUAUUUAUGCAUAGACUAUAUACAUACAAGAAUGGUACACAUAUGAUGUAUUUUACUUGAUAUAAGUAAAAUGAUAAACAACUGAUGUUUUAAUUCAUAUUAUAGCAUUGAUGAGGUUAUCCAAUCAUUGUAAAAGCUGGACAAAUUAUUCCAUUAUAUGAAUGGAAUUUAAAAGGGACGAAUAAUUAUGUAUUCCAUACUCAAUCGUUUCAUUA